CUGGCCAGUUGGACGCUCCGCCUCCAUUUCGUGCCCUUGCUAUUAGGCGAUUUCUGAAUGUACAUAAGCAUUUUGUAUUGAAAUGCCAUGUGGUAGGUACAAGCAGAUCUCAAUUUAGCAAAAUAAAUCUUCAAGUGAAUCCUCACUGAAAUAAGUUUAGUAAGAGCGGCAUAUACCCCGAGACUACUGCAACAAUGCCUGCGCAAAUCAUCAGGGGAAAAGAGGUUUCUGCGCAGGUGAGAGGACAGCUGAAGAAGGAUGUGGAGCAGAUGAAGAGCCAGUUGCCAGAUUUUCGCCCGGGCCUUGUGGUCUUACAGGUGGGGGACCGAGAGGACUCCAACCUGUACAUCAGCAUGAAGCUGAAAGCUGCGGCAGAGAUUGGGAUCAAUGCCAAUCACUUGAGGCUGCCAAAAACCGCUACAGAGGACGAAGUCCUGCGCAGUAUCACAGAGGUUAAUGAGAACACUGCUGUCCACGGUCUCAUCGUCCAACUGCCCCUGGACUCCAUCCACACCAUUGACACCGAGAAGGUCACCAAUGCUGUGGCACCAGAGAAAGAUGUUGAUGGUCUAACCAGUAUAAACGCGGGGAAGCUCUCUCGUGGGGACAUUGGCAGCUGCUUCCUGCCUUGCACUCCCAACGGCUGCAUGGAGCUCAUCAGGCAGACAGGCGUGUCCGUAGCAGGGAAGAACGCCGUGGUGAUUGGGCGCAGCAAGAUUGUGGGCUCGCCUAUGCGAGACCUCCUCCUCUGGAGCCACGCCACCGUGACCACCUGCCACUCCAAGACCACCGACCUCGCUGCUGAGGUGGGCAGGGCGGACAUCUUGGUUGUCGGGGCCGGGAAGGCGGAGAUGGUGAAGGGAGAGUGGAUAAAGGAGGGAGCGGUGGUCAUCGACUGCGGCAUCAACCACGUCCCAGACAGCACCAAGCCAAGCGGCAAGCGUGUGGUGGGUGACGUGGAGUACGCCUCUGCCAAGGAGCGAGCGGGGUUCAUCACCCCAGUCCCUGGGGGUGUGGGCCCAAUGACUGUUGCCAUGCUCAUGCAGAACACGGUGCAGAGUGCCAAGCGCUUCCUGGAACAGUACCAGCCAGGGAAGUGGAGUAUCUCCUACACGGAACUGAACCUACAGAAACCUGUGCCAAGCGACAUUGUGAUCUCCCGCUCCUGCACACCCAAGCCCAUCGACCGCCUAGCCAGGGAGGUCGGUCUGCUCUCCGACGAGGUGGAGCUGUAUGGGAAGACCAAAGCUAAGGUCCAGCUGCAGACCAUCAAGCGCCUGCAAGCACAGCCCGAUGGGAAAUAUGUGGUGGUCACAGGAAUCACGCCCACACCCCUGGGGGAGGGGAAGAGCACCACCACGGUGGGCCUGGUGCAGGCGCUGGGAGCUCACCUGAAACUCAACGUCUUCGCCUGCGUCCGCCAACCCUCCCAGGGCCCCACCUUCGGGAUCAAAGGUGGCGCUGCAGGAGGUGGAUAUUCCCAAGUCAUUCCUAUGGAAGAGUUCAACCUCCACCUCACUGGCGACAUCCACGCCAUCACUGCCGCCAACAACCUGGUGGCUGCCGCCAUCGACGCCCGCAUGUUCCACGAGGCCACGCAGUCCGACAAGGCUCUCUUCAAUCGACUGGUCCCCCUCAGCGCUGGACAGAGGAACUUCUCACCCAUCCAGCUCAAUAGACUGCAGAGGCUGGGCAUUGAGAAAUCUGACCCCUCCACCCUGACAGACGAAGAGAUAACCCGCUUUGUCCGGCUGGACAUCGACCCAGACACCAUCACCUGGCAGAGAGUGAUGGACACCAAUGACCGGUUCCUCAGGAAGAUCACCGUCGGCCAGUCUGCUACAGAAAAGGGAAUCACAAGGACGACGCAGUUCGACAUCUCGGUGGCAAGCGAGAUAAUGGCCGUGCUGGCCCUGACCAGCAGCCUGGAGGACAUGCGGCAGCGGCUGGCCAAGAUGGUGGUGGCCAGCAGCCGCAGCGGGGAGCCCGUCACCGCUGAGGACCUGGGUGUGAGCGGGGCACUGACCGUUCUGAUGAGGGACGCGAUCAAACCGAACCUGAUGCAGACUCUGGAGGGAACUCCUGUGUUUGUUCAUGCAGGUCCAUUUGCCAACAUCGCUCAUGGCAACUCCUCCAUCUUGGCUGAUAAAAUUGCCUUGAAGCUGGUGGGCCCCGAAGGAUUUGUUGUGACCGAGGCUGGCUUUGGGGCAGACAUCGGCAUGGAGAAGUUCUUCAACAUCAAGUGCCGAUACUCAGGCCUGCGGCCGCAUGUCGUGGUGCUGGUGGCCACGGUCAGAGCCCUCAAGAUGCACGGAGGCGGCCCCACGGUCACAGCGGGGAUGCCACUACGUAAAGAGUACACAGAAGAGAACCUUGAACUGCUGGAGAAAGGCUGCAGUAACCUGAAGAAGCAGGUGGAGAACGCCAAGACCUUCGGGGUUCCUGUAGUGGUGGCUGUGAACGCCUUCAAAACCGACACAGAAGCUGAGUUGGAUCUAGUGUGCAGCUUAGCCAAGUCUGCGGGAGCCUUUGAUGCAGUGCGCUGCUCUCACUGGGCUGAAGGGGGCGCUGGUGCGGUGGCCCUAGGGCAGGCCGUGCAGAAGGCAGCCAACGCACCCAGUAAUUUCAGGUUCCUCUACGACGUGGAGCUACCCAUCGUUGAAAAGAUCAGGAUCAUUGCUCAGAAGAUCUACGGUGCGGAUGAUAUAGAACUCCUUCCUGAAGCUCAAAACAAGGUGGAACUCUACACCAAACAGGGCUUUGGGAAUUUGCCCAUUUGCAUGGCCAAGACUCAUCUCUCCCUGUCCCAUGACCCGGAGAAGAAGGGCGUGCCCACGGGGUUCAUUCUCCCAAUCCGCGAUAUCCGUGCCAGUGUGGGCGCUGGAUUCCUCUUCCCACUGGUUGGCACGAUGAGCACAAUGCCUGGGUUACCCACCAGACCCUGCUUCUACGACAUUGACCUGGACCCGGAGACUGAGCAGGUCAAUGGCCUCUUCUAAGAGGAGUGCAUAGGUGUACAGGACCUGUAUGCUGCUUGGAGGAGAUCAACAGCCUCCACAAAAUUCUUGUGAAAUGUGAUGGAAUCAUUUCCUUUUUGUAACUCGGAAGCCUUUCACUUCUACCAAUACAAUGAUUAGAUUUUUUGUAGUGGAUAACUGAUAUCUUGAAACACACAGCACUGAUGCCUAGGCAUUGGCCAUUGCAACUUUUGUUUACUCUCUGUCUGCUGGGUUUGUAAUUACAGAAGUCCUUUCCCAGAUCCUUUGAAUUUGUAGUUCAGCCUUGGUGUGUACAAUUUUGUCUCAAAGGAGGACAUGCGACAGUUUUUACAAACAUUGGCUUUCGGUUUGUUUUCUUAGUGGUCUAAUCUGGAUAUAAUUUGACAGAAGUGUACUAAAGGCAAGAUUGUAAAAUGAAAUUUGAACAUGUGAUAGCGUCUUUUCUACUGUAAACUGACACUAUUAAAUUAAAUGUUGAAAGAAAUAAAUUUAAAUUCUAUUUUAUAUCUUCAAUUUAGACAGAUGUGUAAUCCCGUCUUGAAUGUCAUGAUCAGUGGCGAUCUGUGUCCACUGAGGGUUAUUUUGUUAUCUGUCUCUCAAUAAUAAUUGUAGUGACCUUUUUGGUUUCUCCACAUUACUGAUCUCAUGCCCAUCUGUCUUCAUUUUGCAAAGCAUUCCCAGUGGCCCAUAUCACAAUAAUAAUGGCAGCUAAAAUAAGACCUGUCUAAUGGUGUUUGCUGGAGAGGCUGAUUCUGUUCAAGUUCAGAUGUAGCCUGCCUUCAUGGAUGACCAGCCCACUCAUACACAUUUAGAGCUGUUGGUUAAACCGUCCAAUCAUUGUUACGAACCUUUAUCUCCAGACCAUAGUGAUAUUCUCAUUCUUCUCACAGUUUUAAUCAAAACUUCCUGCUAGAAUGUGCAGACAAGUUCUUAAUUUGCAUGUGAUACAGGGUAAUGAGAUAUUCAAUUGCUGCUAAUGUCUGUGUUAGCUAUAAUAAAAAAACUAAUUUUUCCUGCAGUGUGAAUAUCUGUUAUGAGAAAUUGGAGUAUACGCUGUCUGGAGGAACUAUUUAAUUGAGAUUUAUGAAGGCAUAUUAUACAAAAUUGAUUCUGGCCAGCCGUUGGUAGCUGUGUAUCUGACACAGUAUUGCAGACUACCGUGUGAUAGCAAUGAACUAAGAAAAACGCAGUCUAAUGAUUCUGCUUCAUUUCGGAGUUGCUUUCCACAAAAGCCAUUUAGCUAGCCAUUAAACUGACUUGCCAUUAAAUGUGUCAUUAUGUUAUGUUGUUCUGUAUAAAAACUGUUUUAGAUAUAAACCAUUGUCAGAUUAAUCAAAUAGGCCCGAGUCCUUAUCUUUCUUGUAUUCUUAGCGCUUGAAACUGUACUUCCCUCUAGGGUCUUUCAGUGCACUUGUUCCUGGUGAUGGGUAUGUCCUUUGCAUUUUGUUGUAUGUUGCUCUGGAUAAGAGCGUCUGCCAAAUGCCAAUAAUGUAAUGUAAUGAUGCCACUUGUGUUUGUACUUAUUCAUACCAGUCAAGCAGUCACUUGCAAACCCAGCUCAACAUUGUAGUAGUCAAUCCAUACACGUCUCCUCUUGCCCUCGUCCUCCUCUUCUAUUGUUGGACCACAGAGUUCAAUGUAUUGGACACAUGCUUCUCUGACACAGCACAGAAAGAAAAAAGGGCCAUGCCUCGAAAUGUCCCGAACCAUUUUUAGAAUGACAAAUACAAGCAGACAAAAAAAGUAUUGGGCAGAAGUGAACAAUGCCAAUGUAUUAUAAUGACUGAGCAUAUGUGUUUUAUCAUAUUUUCAUGGUGAAAAUCUUGCAUGUGCCUUUAAUCUGAGUAAUAUACACAGAUUGCAUGCAAUCUAAUUUUAUAUAUUAAUAUACAGUAUAUACAAUAUAUAUUUUUAUUUAAGCAGUUCAGUUCAACAGUUAAAGUACUUGCUCAAGGGUACAGUCGCAGAGCCUCAGCUGGAAAUUAAACCCUCAACCUUUGAGUUACAAACUCAGUUCAUGAACCUUUAUACUGCACUAUCAUCCACUGUAUGCCUUGUCACUUCUAGGUCAGACUCGCACUGGUGUCAUCUCCCAUAUAGCCUGUUGGACUGUAACGAAUGUGCAUUAUUUGCAUUGUUUCAGUAGUCUAAUGAUGAAUGGCUUAGAACUGUGAAUUUAAGACCAUAAAUGAACCGUUUUACUUGUUUUAGUCAUGUAUUAGAGUGAGAUGCUGUCUUUGGAUUUGGUCGAUUUUAAAGACAAGCAGGGUGGCCAUAUAUUCAUGCUAUGUCUAACUGUCUAAAGCGGCUGUCGAAAGCUACAAAUAGACAUGUUGUACAACAGAUAACUGUCUGGAGAACUUUGUCAAACAGUGGAUUUUGGAAAUAAACAUGCUGGAAGAUUGUU
Conger conger (European conger) is the source of this 5406-nucleotide messenger RNA. Its product is annotated as C-1-tetrahydrofolate synthase, cytoplasmic-like. NCBI's taxonomy places the organism in Eukaryota, Metazoa, Chordata, Actinopteri, Anguilliformes, Congridae. Gene Ontology annotation, molecular function: ATP binding; methenyltetrahydrofolate cyclohydrolase activity; methylenetetrahydrofolate dehydrogenase (NADP+) activity. Gene Ontology annotation, biological process: tetrahydrofolate interconversion. Bases 195 to 2999 code for a protein of 934 amino acids. The record is from RefSeq and is a predicted model, not a curated record. The transcript has 28 exons. Gene Ontology annotation, cellular component: cytosol.